CUCGCUAGCUCAGCCCAUUCUUGCAUGUCGGAGCAAACGCUGGCCGCUGUGCCGCCAAUUGUUACAUCAUCAACCGAAAAAAAGUUCUUUUCCAAUCUACUUAACUGCCCAUCCGCAAACGCGCGGAACGCGAAUCGAAACCUUUCGAAUUAGAGCUUACAUAUCUCAUUUACCGGUCAACGAGUCGACCCAGGUUAUGGCACAGGCCCUCGCAAUCCCCGGCCAGCUGCUUGGCCCGGCGGAUAAGUACGUCGCGGGCGCGGGCACGCAUAUCUACGACUCGAACUUGUACGCCUCCGUCCUAGGCACUGUGAGCGUUGUCGGUGCUCAGGUGCAGGCACAGACACAGCAACAACAGACUUCCGGACCUCAGAAACGGUUAACGCGGAUCGCAGCCUUAGCUCAGGGACGAAACGAAGAUGGCACCGGCAAUAAUGGCAGUGGCAGCAAGAGCAGCAGUGGUGCAAAUAGCAAAGCAACGAUCUCAGUCUCUCGGUCCGGUGUAGCGGAGAAACGCGAGGUGCUCCCGGAGGUUGGCAAUGCGGUGCUGUGCCGCGUAACGCGCAUCACGCCACGACACGCAAAUGUCGCGAUAUUGGUCGUCGGGGACACGGUGCUGGAGGCGGAGUGGGCGGGCAUGAUUCGCGUUCAGGACGUCCGGGCUACGGAGAAGGAUCGUGUGAAGAUAUACGAGAGCUUUCGGCCGGGCGAUAUUGUGAGAGCACAAGUGAUCUCUCUAGGUGAUCAGGCUAAUUAUUACCUCUCGACUGCGAGCAACGAACUCGGCGUCAUUAUGGCUACGAGCGAGGCGGGAAAUACUAUGUAUCCCGUCAGCUGGAAGGAGUACAAGGACCCGGAGACUGGUCUCGGCGAGCCUCGAAAAGUCGCUAAACCGUUCUGAACUGCCCAGCUAUCUUGGUUCGUGGACAUGAACGAAGAUGAUUAGUUUUCUCGAAGACUUCGAACCUUCACAGUCUACAUUCUCUGGGACCUGAACUCUGGUCUAUCUGAGUAGUCUGGCCUUAUACAAAAUCGGCAUUGUCCGCCGACAAAGGGUUUAUGACCGAAGUGUUUUACUACUUUACCCGAAACUUCUCGACAAAGUUGCAUUCAACACUGGAACAUGCACAAUACUGGUGGAGUCA
Messenger RNA from Annulohypoxylon maeteangense, 1145 nucleotides. RefSeq lists its product as uncharacterized. Gene Ontology annotation, molecular function: RNA binding. The transcript has 2 exons. Gene Ontology annotation, cellular component: cytoplasm; nuclear exosome (RNase complex). Gene Ontology annotation, biological process: RNA processing. The record is from RefSeq and is a predicted model, not a curated record. Bases 197 to 901 code for a protein of 234 amino acids. NCBI's taxonomy places the organism in Eukaryota, Fungi, Ascomycota, Sordariomycetes, Xylariales, Hypoxylaceae.